CACACGUACACACACAUACAAUAUUUCUUGGUUGGCAUUUUCAGCUGUUCAUUGCACCCAAAACCACUUUUUGAUGAAAGCAAUUUUUGCAACUUCGCGAAAAUUGUGCAAUUCGUCUGCAAGCCAGAUGGAAGAAUGGAAUUCAAAGUGAGCUUUACACAUAUUGAAAUUAACAGUCUGCGCUAAACAGGCAACUUAAAGACUGCGUGUUGUAGAGACUAGAAAAUAUGGCUAGUUACCCACACUGCGCUGUGCGCGUUAAAGUCAAGAAAUGCGAACUAAAUCUGCCAUGUGAAUGGCGUAAAUUUAGUGUCGAUCCGCAAAUCACAUCACUGGAAGUGCUCUACUCAUUGCUCGCUAAAGCAUUUGACAUUAAAUCGGAUUUCUCAAUCAAAUAUAAAGCAUUCGAUCCAGCAGGCAAUGAGAUAUACUUAUCUGUACUAUCCGAUUGGGAUUUGGAUGCAGCCUUUCUACGCAUACACAAUCUCGCUAUACAAACAGCAACGGAACCAUGUUUAAUGCUGCAAAUCGACAUUAAACCAUUCACAGAGGUGCGAGAAUGGGAUAUUGACGCAACAGCUACAACAAGUGUUUUAGCCAAUAGCAGCAGCGGUAGUGGCAGCGCUAGUGUCAAUGCACUUUCACCCAGUUUUUCGGCGAAUACGGGUGUGCGUGAGGCAAUCUCGCCACUGCAACAGUCGAUAGGUGCAUCACAGAAAUAUGUGCAGAACAUGCAAACAAAACUACCGGGUCUCAUAAUGAACCAUAUGGAGAAGACUUUCUCAAUUGUGCAGAAAGCGUUCAAUUUGUCAGAGGAAACAAUGGCCUCCUUACCGCCGCGUCCACCAUUGGCUGACACUGAGUUUCGUGUGUUUCUGGACGCGCUGGGACAGAUCAAACGUACCGAUGAAUUGCGUAAAGUGAUAUUUCUGGGCGGUAUUGAUCCCAGUUUGCGGCGCGUGGUGUGGAAACAUAUUUUGAACGUCUAUCCACAUGGCAUGAAUGGACAUCAGCGCAUGGAUUAUAUGCGUAGAAAGUCGGAGCAAUACAUCAAGUUGCGCGAUACGUGGAUAAAUGCGGUGAAGCAAGGUUGCAUUGCCGGUGAAUUGUCAUAUGUCACAAGUAUGGUGAAGAAGGACGUUCUGCGUACAGAUCGUCUGCAUCCUUUUUACGCUGGCAGCGAUGACAAUCAAAACAUAGCCUCACUUUUCAAUAUUCUAACAACAUAUGCGCUCAAUCAUCCCUCGGUGAGUUAUUGUCAAGGCAUGUCGGAUAUCGCUUCACCGCUGUUGGUCACCAUGAACGAUGAGGCGCAGGCUUAUAUCUGUUUUUGUGCUAUAAUGUCACGUUUAAAGGGUAAUUUCAUGUUGGAUGGCAUAGCCAUGACGCAGAAGUUCGCGCACCUCACAGAAGCGCUCAGUUUUUAUGAUCCCGAAUUUUGGGAAUACUUGAAAUCGCAACAGGCCGACGACUUACUUUACUGCUAUCGCUGGUUGUUGUUGGAAUUAAAGCGCGAAUUUCCCUUCGACGAUGCGCUGCGUAUGCUGGAAGUGCAAUGGAGCUCAUUGAAGUACGAGACCAGCAUUUGCAAGGAACUCAAUUUGUUUGAAAAGGAGUUUGUGCCUAUUUCGGAAAGUCCAGCACCGACAAGCUCCAGCUCACUAUCUAGCUCGUACGGUGCGCCAAUUAGUCCCUCCUAUUUGCUGGUGAAGUCGCGUGAAAACCCCUACACCAAGGUAUGCGCACUACGCCGCCAAAGCUCAUCGGCCUCACUGAAUUCGUUGAGCUCAUCGCUUAGUGCUGGCGGUGGCGUGUUAAAUAACUUGCGUUUGGAUGCAACAAAGCGUCUCAAUCAGAGUCUCGAUGAUAAUAUGCCACGCGCAGUGGCAUGCCGCAGACGACAUUCAUCGAAGGCACAUCAAAGUCUAGACGAGUCCAAAAUGCUCUUGCUGAUGGAGGGCAUGGAGGAUGUAAAAAAUGUGGAGGCAAACAACUUAACGUCCAAAACCAAAGAUGAGGUUUAUGCAGAGUUUAGUGAGGAUGACGAUGUGUUCGCUACCGGCGAAUUGAGCGCAAAUAAAGAGACGAAUGAUAUUGAACACUUUAUAUUUCAUCCAACAAAUCCCUUCCUAGAAGAUGGCAUUACGAAAGAGGAAAUAGCUAAAGUUUCGUCUCAAACACCGACAACCCAUGUCAAUACGGCAACGUUAAGUGAAAACGACGCCGGCGAAGUUACAGACGAAAACGGACUUAUGGCAAAAAUACCACAGCUGCCAAAGGGUAUAGCGAAAUUGCAAAAUAAGAACAUCUUAUCGAACUACAACACCGUAAGCAAUAUAAUAGCCAAACAAAUUGCGAAUGCUUCCAACGUGAGUGAUAGCGUGCGACGCGUGAGUAGCGGCGGUGGUGGGCAUUUUAGAGACCUAAAAGAGAAAAUUGCGGCUACAAGCAGGAAAGGCAUCUCCUUCGAUGAACUCAGCAACACGGAAAAAUCACAACAGAAAUUGGUGAAAAAUUUCAAUGAAUUUCUCAACUUCGCUGCAAUGAAUAAAAAUCGCAUUGCGGAUAAGUUCGCCGCGACGCCAUCGCCUAUAACUGCUGCUGGCAACAACGAUGCCAGUAUGAAUGCCUACAGCAAAGACAAAUCGAAGACACCUUCGCCGACACACGCCUACAAGUCCACAACGGCGCAGACAACACCACAUCCGCUUGUGCAGCUAACACGCAGCGCUUUUGUCUCCUCACUCGAUGAGUCCGACUCAUCAUCGGUGCCCGAUACGACAUGGAGCGGUUCCACCGCCGCCACUGCAAUACAACAGACGAACAACGCCAGUAAUAAUAGUUUGCACAUGGAGCUUGCAUCGUUGGGCUCCUCGACCGCACACACACCCGAUCGCACACCAACAUACGAACGUAAAAUUGACGCGGCAGAGUUAACGGAAGCCUGUGAGCAAGCUGACGUGAUCCGCACUCCAACAAAGCACUUGCCCGCUGAACCGAGUUUGACGCCCGACGAUAGUCAAGAUCAAGAGUAUUACCCGAUGUCGACACCUAUCACGCGUGAGUUGCGCUUAGAGGCAGAAAAUUUGGAUCGUCAAGUGUUUGGUGAGCCUGUCGAUAAGCUGCAGCCAACAGCCGUCAAUUGCGAUUUUGAGUACGAAAAACUCGACAGAGACUCUUUGGACCUGGUGGAGGAUCUCAAAGAAAACGAGAUUAUCACCUGCCCUGACAUAAGCGAAUUGCUCAUACGCAGACGCAGCCGUAAUAGUCGUUCGCGAAGCAGUAUAGAACCGCUGCAGCAUGUAACCACAAGCACGCCUUGGCAAGAUGCUGCUGAGCUGCCCAAUAAUGCAAAAAUCGAUAGCAAUUCAAAUGGCACCGACUCGUCGACGGCACAGUCAGCGUGUAGCGUGCUCAAUCCUUUCGUCGAUUCAACUGCAAGUCAGCUGUUAGAUGGCAUUACAGGUGGCUUGCACAACAGUAGUAGCUUGCCCGAAGUCCUGGUGCCGAUUUCCACAGAUACCGCCAACGCAUCCCCAGUCGAGUUGGCCACCAAUGCAGUUGAUGAGAUUGCCUUUACGAAGCCACCACUGGCUGCUGGCGAACGUGCAGCUAUCGUAGGUUCAAGACCGCCUAUUUUGCCGCCACCCAACGAAUUCGGUGGUGGCAAUCCCUUCCUGAUGUUUCUAUGCCUAACGCUGCUGUUGCAGCAUCGCCAAACGAUUAUGAAAAGCGGUAUGGAUUACAAUGAGAUUGCGAUGCAUUUCGAUAAGAUGGUGCGCAAGCACGAUGUUACGCGUGUGCUGAAUCAAGCGCGUCGCAUGUACAUUAACUAUCUGAAAGAGCAGAAUGCCUACAAGCAGCAGCUGCAGCAGGCCACUGAGGUUACGCCAAGCAAUGAUAUAAAUAGGAACUCCAAGGCGCACGAGGUGACAGUAGCGCCACGCACAGGCGCAGGUUACAGUAGCACGAUCGGCGCGACAACAAAGUCGUAGAGCAGCCGAACGCAGGGAAUUAAACAGUGAAAGCAGCUACGUAGAAACACCAAAGAAUUUUUUAAUUGACUUACGUACUUAAACUUACACGAAUUUGUUUUACUUAUUUUUUUGUUAUUUUUGUUAUUAACUUUUUUAAACACACAUUUAGGUUAGAGAAAGCGCUUUGUGCUUCAGAAGACUUUUUAGAUUUAGAUAAUGCAGCGGGUCGGUGAAAGUGAUGCGGUGCGUUUGAGUUAAAAAAGAAUAUAUAAGCAAGUCAAUGUGCUGGAAAUUUGUUGUGUUGAAUUAUCGACUUUGAAUUAGUGACGUUAAGAGAUUUACAGAGAUUAUCACCGAGUUUAGUCAUGUUUUUAAGCUCACUAUUUCAGUUUCAAUUAAUUUGUUGUUUUAUGCAUUAUUUAUUAGUUA
Zeugodacus cucurbitae (melon fly) is the source of this 4406-nucleotide messenger RNA. RefSeq lists its product as uncharacterized. The transcript is spliced from 5 exons. NCBI's taxonomy places the organism in Eukaryota, Metazoa, Arthropoda, Insecta, Diptera, Tephritidae. Gene Ontology annotation, cellular component: autophagosome. The record is from RefSeq and is a predicted model, not a curated record. Gene Ontology annotation, biological process: activation of GTPase activity; regulation of autophagosome maturation. Gene Ontology annotation, molecular function: GTPase activator activity. Bases 228 to 3995 code for a protein of 1255 amino acids.